AUGAAGAACCAUUCUACCAUUACAGAGUUCAUCUUGGUGGGACUUGCCAAUAACCGUGAACACCAGAUGUUCAUAUUUUGGGCUUUCACCUUCCUCUAUGCAGCAGCUUUAGCAGGCAACAUCCUCCUCAUCCUUGCCAUUAGCACAUGUAGCAAACUCCACACACCAAUGUACUUCCUGCUCAUCAAUUUGUCAAUCAUAAACUUGUGUUCUGUCUCUGUUACAGUUCCCAAAAUGUUGCAAAACAUUUUGGCCCAGAGAAAGGCCAUUUCACUUUGUAGCUGCUUUGCACAGGUAUAUCUCUUCACAUUAGCUUUGGGAACAGAGUUGCUACUCCUUGCCUUCAUGGCUUUUGAUCGCUAUGCUGCUAUCUGCUACCCUUUACAGUAUACAAUCAUAAUGAGGAAGGAAUUUUGCAUUGGAACAAUGGCUAGUCUGUGGCUUAUUGGCACAGUAAAUUCUGCAGUUCACACAGGACUUGUGCUACAGCUUUCCUUCUGCAACUCCAAUGUCAUCAACCAUUUCUUCUGUGAACUGCCACCAAUGUUCAAGAUCUCCUGCUCAGACACAAGUCUCAAUGAAAUCAUGGUUUUUGCAGCAUCUGUGCUCAUUGCCAUUGGGAGUUGUGCACUGACAUUAACAUCAUAUGGAUUCAUCCUGAGAACCAUUAUUGGAAUCCGCUCAGCUGAAGGAAAGAAGAAAGCCUUCUCUACAUGUUCUUCCCAUCUUCUGGUUGUCAGUUUUUACUAUUCUACCAUUAUCUAUACUUUCCUUCGGCCUUCCUCAGCCUACUCCUUGGAGGAGGACAAAGUGAUUGCUAUCCUUUACUCUGUAGUAACCCCAGUCCUCAAUCCACUCAUUUACUCACUGAGAAAUAAUGAUGUUAAAAUGGCUUUAACAAAACUGAUAUGCCGAACCUGGCUCUUCCAGAGAUAUUGA
Molecule: messenger RNA, 939 nt
Organism: Hemicordylus capensis (graceful crag lizard)
Lineage: Eukaryota; Metazoa; Chordata; Lepidosauria; Squamata; Cordylidae
Product: olfactory receptor 13G1-like
Exons: 1
Coding region: 1-939 (312 amino acids)
Biological process (GO): G protein-coupled receptor signaling pathway
Cellular component (GO): membrane
Molecular function (GO): olfactory receptor activity; G protein-coupled receptor activity
Source: RefSeq, a predicted model, not a curated record